CCACCAAAACCAUAUUGCAUGUAGUUAAGUUCCCUCUCUUGACAGACGCAUUUGUUUGCUGUGGUUUAUUCUGCCUCGUAUCAAAUAAUUUGCGCUGUCACAUACCUCUGUUACCGAUACCUUCCAAGAAUACGAGUUGUUAUUUAUUUAACCAGUCGUAGUGAAACUUUUGCACUGUUUGUUUGUUUCGCUGAACUGCGCGCGCCCCGUCGUGAGGAUGCACAGCUCUCAGAAGGACACCACAUACACCAAGAUCUUCGUCGGAGGUCUUCCGUAUCACACCACCGACUCCAGCCUCAGAAAAUACUUUGAAGUGUUUGGAGAAAUCGAGGAAGCUGUUGUCAUUACAGACAGACAAACUGGAAAAUCCAGAGGCUAUGGUUUUGUGACGAUGGCUGAUCGAGCUUCUGCAGAAAGAGCCUGUAAGGACCCAAACCCCAUCAUAGACGGUAGAAAAGCCAACGUUAACCUGGCGUACCUGGGGGCCAAACCACGGAUCAUGCAGCCAGGAUUUUCAUUUGGUGUCCCUCAGAUACACCCCACAUUCAUCCAACGGCCUUAUGGAGAUAGUGAGGAUGAGCAUUCCCCAUUACUGUAUCCUCCCCCUUUCCGCCAGGUUAUGAGGAUUCCUGCUCACUAUGUGUACCCGCAGGCGUUCAUGCAGCCGAGCGUGGUGAUCCCGCACGUCCAGCAGUCGGCGGCGUCAGCGGCGGCCGCAGCCUCUCCGUACCUGGAUUACACCGGCGCCGCGUACGCGCAGUACUCCGCCGCUGCUGCCGCCACCGCCGCCGCCGCUUACGACCAGUACCCGUACGCUGCCUCGCCCGCCGCCGCGGGCUACGUCUCCACGGCCGGCUACGGGUACGUCCAGCAGCCUCUCGCGUCUCCGGCGCCCGGGGCCACGGCGGCAGCCUUCGCUCAGUACCAGCCGCAGCAGCUCCAGACGGACCGCAUGCAGUGACACCCAGAGGAGGAAACCUGGUCCUUUGACCAUUCGUGACUGUGCCACUUUUUACCGUGUCUGUCAGCCAAAGAAACUUUUUUUAUUGUUCCGUUAUUGUGAUUAUUAUGUUCUCGUCAUUUUAUUUGUAGUAUUUAAUAUUUAUUACGGAGAAGAAAGCUGUAGGCUGUAGCUUGUCAAACAUGAUGCUGUUCAUUAACUCUAAUCUAGUUUCUUUAUGUACAAGUAUUUAAGGAUUAUUCUCACCCUCAUGUCACUAAAAAAACCUUACACAAAAUGAGUAGCUCUUUACAAUAAGGUCUCAUUAGUUAAUGCAUUUUCUAAAAUGAAAUAACAACGAGCAAUUCAUUAAUAUUUGUU
Molecule: messenger RNA, 1321 nt
Organism: Rhinichthys klamathensis goyatoka
Lineage: Eukaryota; Metazoa; Chordata; Actinopteri; Cypriniformes; Leuciscidae
Gene: rbm24b
Product: RNA binding motif protein 24b
Exons: 5
Coding region: 218-961 (247 amino acids)
Cellular component (GO): cytosol
Molecular function (GO): mRNA 3'-UTR binding
Source: RefSeq, a predicted model, not a curated record